CUUGACGAGCCCGCUGGUGCAGCAGUUCAUCUACCGGCGGCUGUGGGAGGACGAGUACAACUCCACCUUCGUAAGCGACAGCAAUGCCAGUUACUGCGAACAGAAUAAAAGUAGCCCGACAUACAUCAAGGAGAAGGCUUUCAGUUACAGGUUACGGUUUGGAUUUGCUCAGGGCACUUGAUUCAACAGAAAGCUCAUCUCUUCUUUUGAGUUUGUUGCUUUUUGAGUGGCGGUGUUUUUCUGAGGCAAGUGCACUGCUCUGACACACCCUGUGGCCGCAGGAUUGCUGUAUCUAACAUGGGGAUGGUGGAGGGAACACAUUUCCAGAAGAGCUGCAAGAGAAUCAUCCUUGGCAACAACAACUGGUAGUUAGAUUGGAUUAAGUGGAACAUGAAACUGCUGUAGAGUCAGAAAAGUAGAUGACUUGGACUGUAAAUUACACAGAAGGUGGAGUUACAGGAAUAGUCAGCUGGCGUUCCGCUACGCUACUGAAAAGGUGGCACUUGAAAUUUUUGCUCACAUCCCAGAUUUGAGUCUCUGAUGUGCUGUGUAUGCACAAGACUGAACACCUGAGCUUAUCUGUCUCAUCUGUCAUAUAUAUUUAUAUAUACAUUGUGUAUAUGUAAACCCAAAAUUUUUUACUGGUAUGUGCUUCCAUUGAAGAUGAUCAAAGAAACAGUUUGGGAUCUUUAGUGUGGAGUAGGUUCUCUGUCAUGUGACAGAAGCUGGUCUUAGAAAAAAUGUGAAAGUAAAAAGGUCAAUGGAAUUGUAGUCCAGCGUGCCUUUUGGGCUGACCCACCAGCUGAGGAAGGUAAUGUAUGCCACCCAUUGGAAUUGAUUUGGAACUAAAAACCAAUUAUUGUCUGAGUAAUGCUUGUGUGUUACUCCUCCAAAGUGUUUUCUGGAGUAUUUUCUCCCUGUUUGGUGCUCUGUGUGGGCAUUUUGGUAUAAGAAAGGAGCAACUCUUUUAAGAAAACCAUACAUGGUGCAUACAGUUCUAACUGCAGAGCGCAUCAAGAAGCUUACAUUUCAGAAACAUUUCUGGACUUUGCAUCUGCUAGAAACCCCCCAAAUUAAACCUGAUUUUCAAAUUGCAAUCACCUGUGGUUCAGGACACAAGACUUUAUUUUUGCAAAACAUUGAAGCAGAGUGUUUAAUUUCAGCUGAAGUUUGGGUAGCGUCUCUGGUUGAUGUGGUGGUGAAUUCACUUAUGACAGGGCUUUUGGUAUAAGGGUUCCAAAGUGUAAUUAACCUGAUACUUGAGAACAUGAAUCCUUCAAGACAGUAGUUAAGUGGCCAACAUAACUCCUUUGUUUCCCUUUCCUGCCAAAUUUCCAUUCCGUCCAUUUCAGUGAUUGCCAGCAAGGCGUGAGCAUUUGGACAAUUACGCUCUUGUCUGGAUGUCUUGCCUGCAUUUUGAUACCACGCUUGUUACCAUAGUACAAGAAUGGUAAAUGCUCAAAACACGCGUUUGAUUUAGCAGAACCCAGUCUCUGGGCUGAGUAAUAGUCUUGUGUAUGGGCCAAAGAGUAGAUCCAGUAACUCGGGUCGCAAGCCCUUUCUUGAUGAUAUGUGAAAUAGGUGUUCUGGGUUUUUCAAGACCAGCCUAACUGACUUAGGUUUACACAUUCUGUAAAUUUUGCUGUCAGGAGUGUUCCCUAGAGGCCCUGUUUGGCAUUACCUUUUAGAACACCUCCCUUAAUGGUUAAUUUAGUGGAAGUCCUUCUUUUCUGAGAAUGGAGACACUUUACACUAAUCUCACCUAUUUCAGAGGAAAACGUAAAAGGAAAUUGAAAAUAAAAAUUAGUUCAAAAUGGAUAGUCUUUGCAGCCUUUAUAUUAAUUGUUUCUUACAAUUUGAAGGAAAUUAUUCAUUUUAUAAUAAAAUUAGUCCAAAGUUUACUUGAAUACAAGCUGAAGCAUUCCAAUCACUGACUUGGAUAAUCCUCCCUUUUUUUUUUAAGCUCAGAAAGAGCUGUAUUUUUAAUCAUUAAACAUUAUUCAUCAUCCAGUUUAUUUAUUUUCCAAUCUGUGCAUUCUCCUUUGCUACUCAGUGAUUUUUUCUAAUUUUAUGAGCCUGUCAGUUUAUCACGUGCUGUACAUUGCUCAGCCUCAGGCACUACACUUCUCUUUUAAUUUAAUCCUUAUAUGUGAUUUGCUUCUUCGGUCUUUUAAUUUUGAAAUCUGUAAUUUUAAGAACCGUUUCUGUCCACCAUGAGCAUUUUUUCAAAGUAGAGUGAAUUUGCAGGUUAAAAAACCUUUCUCUUAAAUCUUUGUAGUUCCAUUGAUUAUUUAGUAGUUAAUAUGAUUAUAAAGCAGCUAAGGGUUUGACUUAUUAUUUUCUGUAUUCCUUUGCAUUGACUUUAUAAAAAUAUAAAGUAGGCAGUCAAGUGCCUUACACUCUAGAUGGAGUUUUCCUGUACGUCUGUCUGUCUUCUUGUCAGUAGACAAGAAGUCAUUUAUGUCAGCAAGGUUAUGGUCAUUUGUAGUAUCUGGAUGUGAGCCAUAUUCUUUAUGUUGCACGACUGCUUCCAAAACAAUGAAACCCAGGUCUUUGCUGUUUUAUUCCUUCAGAUUUACACUUCAUUGUGGUUUGGCAAUAUUUGUAUUGUAUGGUUAAUGUGGAUUGAGAUUAUAUAUAAUAACAUCUGGUUUUAUUUCUGAUGUAUUAGCAUUUGUUUGAUGCUCAUGUCUUUGAACAUGAUGAUCCUAGUAAAGAAGCAUUGCCUCCAACUAGAUGGAAUUUUCUUUGUCAGCAGGGGAGGAGUUAAAGAUGAGAAUAUAAUUUUUCAUGUCAUCUUGUUCAACUUUUCGUGGUUUUGACCCUUCCAGGGUGACAACAGUGCUGGCCGGUGGACAGGGCAUCAUAAAUCCUAGGGUAGUCAGGCACCAUAAGGGAAAAGAGUAAAAGACUCCAGGGUGCUGCGGAUCUUGAGGGCCUUCCCUGAGGGCCUUCCUUGAGGGCCUCAGGAUCAGUUCCGUUUUCCUCUUGCAAUAAAACCUGUUAUCUUGUAAACAAAGGAAGAGGUUGAACUUGAAACUCACGGUCUUUGCCUGUAAAUAUAAAUAAGCAUUCAGCAGCUUUUAAAAUUGCCCAGAGUACAUUCCUGGAAAUUCUAGGGUUUUUUCAUCUUUCGGAUGCUACUCCAUGAGGAUUAUGUUAGAGGAAACACCUGAAGUGUGGAAUAUAGAUGGCUUGAAUACAGGGAGAAUGGCUUGGGAAGACUUAGAAGGCUGUACCUGCUACUGAUUGAAGAGUGCAGCCCCUGCCCAAGUCAGUGUGAUACCUCAGAAGACUUCAAGAGACCUUUCAGAGUGACUUUACUCUCUGCAUCUGAAAGUUUACCUUACAGAGUGUAAAGGGUUUGUGCGAAUGAAGUUACUGCCUUUCCCCUGCUGCUCUUCUGUCUGAUCAGGCGGUUGUCUUUGCAAGGGCUAUUGCGGCUGCUGUCUGUCCAGCCUGCAUCUGUGCAUUAAAAGCAAGAUCUGAAUUAACUUGCUGAGCAUCAUUUAGAAGUUGGCUUCAUAACAAGAUAAUUUUUUUAAUUAACUUUUCUUCUGUUCUUUUUUCUGCAGCCAUUCAUGUUCUGUUAUUUGAUUGUUUUUCAGCUAAAUUUGAUUUUUAUACUUGUGUUAAAAAGAACUUGGAAUUUUUCCCCAUAAUGGGUAUUUACAGUUUAUUGUCAAAGUGUUAGCUGCUGUUCCUUAUGUGAAUACCUGCUGUAGCGUGUCUAGAGAGACAUCACUGAUUGGGACAGUUUCUGAACCCAGAGCUUUGCAGUGUUUUAAAAAUUAGUUAAUUUAUAUAUCUAUGAGUCGGUAUAAUUUUUAAUGCUGUGUUUCACAUUGUGGUUGCUGUUGUUAUUCUUAGCAUUGUAUACUGGGAUGUCAGAGCAAAUGCUGAUGCAUUUACUUGCACAAUGUGCUAGUCAGUGAAUUGUUUCUUGUAAUCCUCGCAGUAGGAUUAUUUGGAGGAAAAAUAUCUGCUGUGAGUAGGGAGCAUGGGGCGUUUUCCUCAAUCAAAGACUUACUGAUUUCUGAAAGAUUAAAAUAGGCCCCCUGUCUUUCUGUUGUAGCCUGUACUGAAGGAAAUACUUACAGUGUAAACACCAGCUCUUGUAAAUGCAUGUUCAAAGGGAUUGUUCUCUUGUCUCCAUUGAAACUUCCCUGUUAAGAGUGCUAUAAGACUGUAUCUUAAGAAGUAAGUUCUGGCUAAAAAUGUAACAAGGGAUGUUUGAGAUAUACUGAAGGUAAAAUCACAAAAGUGGGAAUCUUUGAACAUGCAAUUCCUUUGUGUUAGUGAUUACUGUAAUAUAAUGUUUUUAUAAACAUACAGUAAUGUACUGUAUUUUAUUACAGCAUAAUAUGUCAUAUAAUCUUAUAAAAUUAUGUAUUAUUUUGUAUGUAUGUUUUAUAGUCUAUAAACGUGUGCUGAGUAUUCAUUAUACUGCAUGCUAAUCAUUGUGUGAUACUAUUAUAGACAUUUUUUUUCAAUGUAUUGUAGUGUUUACAAUUAUUUUUGUUUUCUCUUUGCAGGAAGUUCAAGAAAAAGCCUCUGUUUUUAAUAUGCAGUUGGACUUAACUGGGGCAGUUCCCAGCCUUAUAGUUGCCUUUGUCAUUGUAGCUAAUGGGGAUCGCCAGGGACGCAAGAGGUCUUUAGUUUUACCAUCAAUGGGAGCUAUGAUUGCUAAUAUUUGCCUCACUGUAAUAUCCUAUUUUUCCUUGUCACUUUCUAUCCUGUUUGCGGUUGCAUUUGUUACUGGACUGUUUGGGAGUAUAGCAACUUUCCUUGGGGGAGGCUUUGCUUUUAUAGCAGAUGUGUGUCAUGAUGAGAAGCAGAAAACAACGCGAAUAGCUGUGGUGGAUUUGAUUUUUGGAGUUGUAUCUGGACUGGCAGGACUGUUAUCUGGCUACUUUCUAAGGGGAAUAGGCUUUACAUGGACAUUUGUGACAGCAUCUCUGCUUCAUGUUGUUAAUAUUAUCUAUAUUAUAUUUUUCCUGGAAGAUACAGUAGGUGUAUCUGAAUUGCAGCAUGAGGCACCAGCAUCCUGUAAAGAACUUUUUAGAGAGACAUUUUCUGGAGUGUACAUGCUUUUUAAAACUGCCCCUUAUAAAAAGCGUAUUUUAAUAAUUGUGUUACUUUUUACAUUUAUGACAUAUUUGUUUACUAUGUUUGGUGGGAGUUCACUUUUUACACUCUAUGAACUGGACGAGCCACUCUGCUGGAAUGAAGUGUACAUUGGAUAUGGAGCAGCUGCAUUCACUUCUGUCUCUCUGACCAGUUUUUUAGGAGUUUACUUACUUUCUAAAUGUCUCAAAGACAUAUAUAUUGUCUUUAUUGGGAUAUUUUCUUACAUUGGAGGAAUGGUCAUGGCUGCCUUUGCCAAAACUACCCUGCUCAUGUUUUUAGUAAGAGUGCCAUCUUUGCUCUGCUUUAUGCCUGUUCCUGUUCUCCGAUCCAUGCUAUCAAAAGUGGUUCUCACUGGUGAACAGGGUGCUGUGUUUGCUUGUAUUGCCUGUUUAGAAGUUGUGACCGGCACUGUUUCACUUUCAGUUUUUAAUAUUCUCUAUGCAGCUACGGUUGCAUGGUUUUCAGGCUUCAGCUUCCUCCUAUCGGCAGGCCUUUGUGUAAUUCCGCUGGCUGCCCUAUGCUGGCUUCUGUGCACAAGCUGGAAUGGGGAGGACUUGGCUCUGCUUGUACCUGAAGAAGUGUCCAGCAUAGAGAGCACUGAUAGUUGAACAAAGGCUCCACCUACCUGGGUUUUCUCAUCGGACAUGCAGUGGCAGAGACCAUUCACUAUGUUGUACAGAGACCAUAGAGAUAACACAACAGUUGCAGAUACAAUCUCUAAGCGGCCCUGCAGCCAUAAGCACUAAAUUGGUAGCACUCUUUUUAGCACCUGAAAUAAAGAUAGCUCUUAACUAUGCAAAUAGGCUGGCCAUGGAGAUUUUAAUGCUGCUUUCAGCAUGAAGAAAAAAAUGAGGUAGGAUGAAACUCUCCAAUUGCCUUUUUUCAAGUUUGAGAAUGUCAGCUGUGGAUUGUGAUACAUCCUGUAUCUUUCUAAGUGGGGCAACAGAGAUAAGCUUGUCAUUAACUCAGAGGGUGAAGCUAGUGGAGGUCAUGCCAGCUGAGGAUGCAGUCCGCUGUGUACAUCUUAAAAGGCCUGCCUUAAUGGUAAAGACCCCAAACCUAAAACUGCUAAAUAAAAGGUAGUUUUUUCAGAAGGCACCCAAACUGGAGGCAGUACUUGAACCUGCUGUAAGCAGACUUACUGCUCUGCAGUUACUAGAGAGCGUUUAAUGUAUGAUAUGUAGACCCUGUCUGUGACUUAGCUCUUAAAAUGGGUUGUCGCACAGAACUGGCAUACUUAGAAAAUUUCCAGCUUGCCAAGUGUGAAGUUAAGCCGGCAGUUUGCAGAGGCCAUAUUGCACAUUUAUUUUUAUCAUUUUCCAUAUAUUAGGGACUGGAUACAGACACCUCUAUUUUUUGUCCCACAGUUAUUUCUUGUUUUCUAGUUAAGUUGGCUAUACUUAGCUUAAAUGUUUCUUCUAGUGAAAGGCUGUAAUAGCAUUUCUUUUCAGUGGAUCUUUCAUUAUUUUUUUAACAACCCUGAAAUGAGGUGACCAAAUCUGAAUCGUGGAUCUAAUUGUCUUGCAAUGAAUGCAGCAUAAUUGAUGAGUACCUGAACAGCAUUUCUUAUCUUCAAAGCACUUUAUAAAUGCUAUUAAGAUCCUCCUUCCAUAACAGAUAUUAUCCUCUCUGUUAGAGAGAGAGAAAUUAAGAGAGGACAAUGACUUACGCGGGGCCACGGUGCAAACUGGUGAGACUGCCAAACCUAGGAAUCAGUUUCUGCAUUGACUCUUCACCUUUUUGCUUGCUAUCUUUAAGUAGGAGUUACCCAGAGCAUUAGCUUCUGCGAACCGCAGCACAGCAGAAGUGUAAAUGUAACACCAUGCUAAUUCAAGGCGAGUUUGACAGCCAGUACUGUUCUGAUUCCUGAAAAUACAAGUAGGUUGUAUGACUCUCUUCCACCAAAACAGAUUAGGUAGAGACAUCAAAAUAAUAUGAAGUAGUUGAUAUUUGCAGGAUAAUCCAUGAAAGCAGCUGUAAUGUGGGAACUGACUUCACCUGCACACAGCAUAGGAUAAAAAUGAAGAGACAUAGCAUAUGCUGUAUAAUGAUCGGCUUACAGCCAUUAAUAUCCAUCCCAUGAACAGAGUACUUCUGCAGAACCUCUCCAUCGUACUCCACCGAAAAAUAUAAGUACCACAUCAUGAUGAUACUGUUGUAGAUCAUUUUUGUUUGAGUGACAGCAUUGUUUCCAAGCUAUGUAUCGUGAUCACAGAGAAGUUUGGAAGACAGUUCAAAUAAGUUAAAGGGGAGUUUACCCUAUCCAGGAGACCACUACCCACCCAUCACUGGUGAAAACGGUACCAUUUAUCCAGGACAGGGGGAAGGAAUAUUUACACAGCUAACAGCUCUUACACUUCUGUCCUGAACUACCAAGGCUGAUAUUGGCAAUUAAAGAUCAUUAACUUUUCCUAGCUAGUUUAGAUGCUAGCUAGUAACUAAAACUGUUUACCUCGCUUCCACGGAGGUGCCCAAGUCGCUGCCAACUUGCUGGAGAAGCAAGCUGCGUUUUACAAUAAUCAAUGGGUCCAAAACAUAAUAAGUACUUGUAGAGAGAUUAAGAAAACACUGAUGUAAAGGAUUUCAGCACAAAGAUUACAUUGUCUUCCUGGCCUCUUCAUUACAGUUAUGUAAGGCUUUAUGGAAUUAACUAUUUCACACAAAAGUGCCUGGAAAAAGUAAAGCAAAUGAAGAAGGGGUGUGUGCCUUCACUUCCUCUUCUUCAAUGCACACCUCUGCUCGCACUUGGAAGGUAGCAACAAAGCAAGCCAGUUCCGCAGUGGCAUUGUGUCAGUCCAAAAAUGAGGACAAGCACGUACACUUCAGGAAUGGCUUUGUUAUGGUUUGAUUUUGCUGUACAAAGUGUGUGCUGUUUGCAAAGUAUUUCUGGUAGACACAGGAUUUAGAACGGGCUGUAAGUUCAGGUCAAAACACACGAAGGGUAUGAACUGUGUUUUUUAAGUGCCUAGCACAGUGCAAGCUAAUGAAACCAGGCACUAAUGAGCUUCAGAUUAUUAAAUCAAAAUCUUCCAAGUUUGUAAUAGUUGCUCUAUUUGUAUGUAAGUGCAGAUUAUUUUGACAGACAUUAAUAAUGAAGUUUGUUUUUUUAAACUCUA
Falco peregrinus (peregrine falcon) is the source of this 8246-nucleotide messenger RNA. RefSeq names its product solute carrier family 46 member 3 (gene SLC46A3). The coding region runs from base 4566 to 5738 and encodes 390 amino acids. Gene Ontology annotation, cellular component: lysosomal membrane. NCBI's taxonomy places the organism in Eukaryota, Metazoa, Chordata, Aves, Falconiformes, Falconidae. The transcript is spliced from 5 exons. Gene Ontology annotation, molecular function: transmembrane transporter activity. The record is from RefSeq and is a predicted model, not a curated record. Gene Ontology annotation, biological process: vacuolar transmembrane transport.